Molecule: messenger RNA, 4285 nt
Organism: Pyricularia oryzae 70-15
Lineage: Eukaryota; Fungi; Ascomycota; Sordariomycetes; Magnaporthales; Pyriculariaceae
Exons: 3
Coding region: 1622-3925 (767 amino acids)
Biological process (GO): ubiquitin-dependent endocytosis
Cellular component (GO): cytosol; cytoplasm
Molecular function (GO): protein-macromolecule adaptor activity; ubiquitin protein ligase binding
Source: RefSeq, a predicted model, not a curated record
GGGUCCAGCUCUGGGUUGGGCUGGACUAGACUGGAUGGAAUUGUUCUGGGCAGUAGGGGUUAAGGGGACGGAGAAGAGAGGGUCGAGAAAGAAAAGCGAGAAGGAAAAAAAAAAAAGAAAUAGAAAAAAAAGAAAGAAAAAAGCAAAGCACAGCGAUUGGAAACAAGCGGGCGCCAGCGACAUCAGCCAAUUUGCCUUCCCUUCAGCUUUGUCUCGUCGUUUAUUGUUUAUCUUAGUCUUUACCACCCAUCCCCCGUUCCCCGUUCCCGGGAAUUUCGUUGUGCGUCUAUACUACGCUUACAGUUUGCUUGUGAAAAUCAUCGAUUUUUUUGUCGCCAUUUAGUUUUGCCGGCGAACCCUCGUCAGUUUGGGAAUAGCGCGCGCGCGCGCCGCCCGUGUUGCACCGAUUACUCUACUUUAUUUUUCUUUUCUGGAACUAAAGAGGCACCUUGCUUUUGGGGCAUCGGCAACCGGGGAUUGUUCGGGCAUCAAUAAAGCCCCCCGUCAAAACUCAAAAAAAGAAUCAAGAGGGGAAAAAAAAGACGUGCGCGAUCUCUCUUCAGAGCGUCCGCCUAUCUGCAAACAGCUGAAGGAAAUCCAGGGGUCUAUCAUCAUUGCAAAACAAAGAAUCAAUUCCAAGUUUGCACUCAAUUGCUUUGCGCAUCCGCCGCAACGUUAUACACAACCCAUAUCGAACAUCAGCACCAGCACCAGCACCAACAGCGCCUCCCGACUUUUCACACAAUCACAAAAAAAAAGUUUUGCCGCCAAAUUGUGAUCUCACACACCGGCGGCUCACGACCCCAGACGUGUUGUGGGCUACACAGGCGGCUGCAGACACAAAGUAAGACGGGCCGGGCGCUGGCUCGCCAAUCCAACGAUUCUUUUUUUUGAUCUUCAACUACAAUACAAUCAACCCAACGGACGACCGUUUUAUUAUUAUCUUGUCUUGAACCUCAAAAGUGUAUUAUCGGCCCUUUGUGUCACGGGGAGGAUACGAAGCGGAAUCCGACGACUGUCUGGGGUGCCGUUGCGCCUUGAGACAUUCCUUUGACAAGAAAGACCCCGCGGCUACAGACGUAGUCGAACAGAGCCUUUCUGCAGGACAGCUCACGGAGCCAUAUAUUUUACACCCAGGGAACAGAGCGACCGGCGAUCGAUUGCGGCUGCACCCGUCACUCUUCCCCCACCUCUGAUUGGCCCCAGGCCCCGACGGCCACAUUCGAUUCACAUCGUCUCGUAUCCAGCCGGUUUCAUCCCGCGUGAGCUGCGACCAAUUUCGGCGGAGGAGUUGGCACGGAGGGAACUUGCAGCUUCGGGCAGGUGGAAGGGAAGGAAGAGAAAGCAAAAGCAAAACGACAACGUCGAUAGGAAGCGGGUCCAUUUUCAGUUGGAGGACGGUGCAGCAACCAGACUAUUUCAAAAAGUCCUCUCGGUAUUUUCGACACCAAAGGCACCGCCCCGUCCGCCGACACCGCCGAUUCUCCACAGCGAGGUCGUCCAGCGACCAGAAGAGGGCCGGGCGCGUAGACCGGUUGACUGGCUCGCAGACGGUCGACUAGGCCGGAGAUUUUCCAGGAUAGCUGACGGAUUUCAAGGGGACGAAUCUGUGGAUUUCAACAUGGUAGACCAAAUGGUACGACCGCCGAUGAUGGAUUUGCGCCGUGGCGUGGGAUACGCCAACAACUCCAACAGGCAUAGCAUACUUUCGACGAGGUCCGCAAAGACCGUCAUGAGCUCGGCCGUCACCGAGGUCCCCAAGCCAGUGGCGUCCGCCAGUGGGCUGAGCUGCUCCAUUCUGCUCGCUGAACAGAACGUUUUUCUUUCUGGCUUCGAACACGAGGGCCACAACCGCGAAUCUUCAACCCCCGGUACCGCACUUUUGCGCGGCAAACUGGUGUUGAACGUUAACAAGAACACAAAACUCAAGUCAAUAACGCUAAAAUUAGUCGGCAAGGCGAGAACUGAGUGGCCCGAAGGCAUCCCGCCAUUGAAAGUGGAUACUUUUGAGGAGCAGUCCCUCCGGACACAGGGGCUUACCUUCUUCCAUGCCAUGCACGAUGGAUGGGAGACGGAGUUUGGCAACCAGUGUGUCUUUACCAUGAAGACGCCGACCAACCAAACUCAUGGACAUAUACUCGAGCGACUUUCUCCCAACGGAUCAAAUACAUCCGUAAACACACUUGCGAGACACAGACAAUCAACAAGCCUCACGCCUAAGGAAUUAAAGAGAUUGUCACUGCAGUCUGUGCAGUCCAGGAGUUUCGGCAAGGGCGAGUCACCACUUGCGAACCAGACGCAAUUGAAAGGUUACAAAGUGUUCACUCCGGGCACUUAUGAGUACUCCUUCGAGCUCCCUAUCGACCACCACCAGCUUGAGACCAUCAAGCUUCAGUAUGGCUCCGUCAAGUGGAACCUGGAGACUGUCAUCGAGAGAGCCGGCGCCUUCAGGGCCAAUCUCAGCGGCUCCAAGGAGGUCAGCAUCGUUAGGGUACCUGACCAGCUGUCCCUCGAAAUGAGCGAGCCAAUCUCAAUAUCACGACAGUGGGAAGACCAACUUCACUACGAUAUCAUGAUCUCCGGCAAAUCGUUCCCCAUUGGCGGCAAAAUUCCCAUCGCUUUUAAACUGACUCCACUUGCCAAGGUGCAAGUCCACAAGAUCAAGGUGUUCGUCACCGAAUCGAUCGAGUACUGGACAAACGACAAACGUGUCACCAGGAAGGACCAGGGCAGGAAGAUCCUGCUCCUGGAGAAGACUGCUGGAAAGGGAAUCGACCCGCAAUACGCAACAAGUGAGAUCAACGUUGUACGUGGCGGCGAGCUGACAGAUGAGGAACGCAUAUACGCCAGGGCGGCGGCUGAGAGGAGGAGGGCUAUGGAUGCCGCAAGGUCUCACACCAUGCCUGAACCCCUGCCGGAAUCAACAGAGAACCUGCUUGGCGAUCUCGACCUGGGCUUGGAGUCCUACUGGGCAGCAACGGAAAUGGAGAUGAACGUUCAGAUCCCGACUUGCGAGAUGAUGGCAAGAGAUCGAAGCAGGAGGUUACAUCCCGACUGCAGCUGGAAGAAUGUCAAUGUCUUCCACUGGAUCAAGAUCGUCAUGCGCAUCUCUCGCCUUGACCCCGAAGACCCAACAGGAAAACGCCGCCGCCACUUCGAGAUCAGCAUCGACUCACCAUUCACCGUGCUCAACUGCCGGGCCACUCAGGCCAACACUUCCCUCCCGCAGUACUCCGGCUCGCAGCUAUCACAAUACUGCCAAGCCACAACUUGCGGUUGCCCAGACGCCGCCGUCAUAGCGACCGAGCCGAGCCCCGCCAGCUCGACGGGCACCCUCCCCGUCGUCGAAGUCAACCCGGACUCGCCGACCGCACCGUCUCUGCCAGCCACUCCCCCAGCCGCACACCUCGCAGCUGCGAACCCAGGAAUCGGCCGCUCCGACAGCAGCGGCAGCGGCAGCAGCAGUUUCCGACCCGCGAGCUCGAUGAUCGCGAACCCGCUCCAGCGCGUGCGCAACAACGAGCUCCCGACCGCGCGUCCCAUGCACCUGAUGCGCGUGCCAUCCUUCAACCCGCCGCCGUUCGAUGCGGACCAGCCGCCGCCAGCGCUCGACGGGCUCAGCACCCCGCCGCCAAACUACGACCUAAUCAUUGGCACGCCCAGCGUCGACGGCCUGGCAGACUACUUUGCUCGUCUCGCAAACUACGAGGAUAGGGAGGCCGGCAGGUCCGACAGCGAAGACGACGAAGACGACGAAGAGGCACACACGCCUGCGAGGCUGACGGAGCGCGGAGGGCGCGUCAACGUAGCCAACCCUCGCACCCCGGGCGGGAGGAACGUCCCCAGCAGGAGUUUCGACAUCCAACGUCCCGUCAUGAACCUCAGUAUGGAUGGGGUCGUGGCCAGGGGGCAGCAGAGGGUUUAAUACUGCUUAUAGCAGAGAGAUGUUUUCUUUAUAUUUUUUUUCUUUUUGUUCGGUUCGAUCACUGUGACAUCUGAUCAGGAUGAUUAUGGGGUGGCGCUCACAUCGAAGGUUUCAAAUUUAUUAUGCUACUAAUUUUGAUGGAUUUUUGACAGGGUGGCACGAAUCUUUUUGUUGUACUAUUGCAUGAUAUUAGAGAUACCAUCGGGAAAUGUUUUGAGGCAGAGAAAUAGCAGGUUACAAACAUCGAAUGUAUACGAAAUAUUUGGAAAUGUUGCACGACAUUAAAAUUGUCUCUCACAAAUGCAGCAGCACCUCUUAGUAUCUAGGGCAGGUACCUACCUACCUACCUACCUACCUACC